This is a messenger RNA of Girardinichthys multiradiatus, 1726 nucleotides long. RefSeq names its product G-protein coupled receptor 4. Gene Ontology annotation, biological process: G protein-coupled receptor signaling pathway. The coding region runs from base 539 to 1525 and encodes 328 amino acids. The record is from RefSeq and is a predicted model, not a curated record. Gene Ontology annotation, cellular component: membrane. Lineage: Eukaryota; Metazoa; Chordata; Actinopteri; Cyprinodontiformes; Goodeidae. Gene Ontology annotation, molecular function: G protein-coupled receptor activity. The transcript is spliced from 3 exons.
UUUGAAAUUAAUUAUAACCCUGCUUGGUAUUGAAAAAAUAUGGUUUUUUUAGGUGAAAGUGCUUAAUAGGUCAGGAUGUCUCAACAGUCCAUCUUUGGUGAGUGUUACUACAGGGUGGCAGAGAAAAAUAGAGGGAGCGUAUGUUUUUGUUCUGUGGCAGAAAGGCGUUCUCCUGCCUCAGGAUGUUGCCUUUAAAGCUGAAGAAGUGAGCUUCCUGUGGAGGAAACAAUCAUAGAAUGGACAUGGCCUGGCCGAGACACCGUGUUCCCAACAUUUCUUGAGCUCAGGUCACCCAUCUGCAGAGUGUAACGUGACACUUUUGUAGACUCAAACUCUGUCUCAAAGCUUUGAAAGGUUUUUAUUUUCAUGGAUGGAUCCAGGAUGUUUUAAAAUUGUUUUUUUUUUACUUCUGGAUGGAUUUAUGAAAAGUACAACAUGGAUGCAUAAAGCACCCAUUUGGAUUUGGUGAGCAAAUGGCUGUCUCUAAGCUAAGACAUCAUCUCACGUGUCCUAUGUCAGGUGCUUAACCAACAGAGACAUGUCUAAUGACACAUGCAAUCUCCCUCUGGACACGGACAUCUUUGGGCUGACCUGUGUCUAUGGUGUCAUCUUCUCAUUGGGCCUGCCCAGCAACCUGCUGUCUCUCUGGGGCUUGUACCACCUUGGUCGCUCAGGUGGAGGCGGGUGUCAGCUCGUCUACAUCCUCAACUUGCUGCUGUCAGACCUCCUCCAGCUGCUCACCCUGCCACUGUGGAUCAUUUACCUGCAGGGCCCUCACUGUUGGCCCUAUGGCCGACUGACCUGCGAGCUCGUCAGCUAUGUGUUUUACGUGAACGUCUAUGCCAGCGUCAUGUUUCUUUGCCUAAUCGCAAUGGACCGCUGCCUAGCCAUUGUCUACCCACUCAGCAGCCGUAGGGUGCGGACAGUGAAGGUGGCAGCUGUGUUGGGUGUAGCUGUGUGGAUCCUAACCUUCCUCUUCUGCCUGAGUGGGCUGCUGCCGUCUGUGUUUGACUCUGACAGGCUGUUGUGUCUGGAGAAGUAUCCGGUCAGCCCCAGAUAUGCUCACUUUAAGAUCAUUACUGUGGUUUUGGGCUUUCUGCUGCCAUGUUCUAUUCUAGGGUACACCUCAGCACAUAUCGGGCUGACACUACGACGAUCUCCGUCACUCUCCAACCAUGAGCGCUACAAAAUCGUAGGAAUCCUGGUCGUGAUAACUUUCAACUUCAUUGUAGUCUUCGGGCCCUACCACCUGGUAGGCGGAUACAGGUUUGUCUAUCUGCUGCGGACCGAUGAGCCGUGUCUGUUUGAGCAGUCUAUGUUCUACGUCUACCGCAUGUGCUAUGGACUGACCAGCCUCAACACCUUAUUGGAUCCCCUCUUUUAUAUCUUUCUCUGCCCUGAUGCUCGGCUUGAGCUGCAGAGGUCCCUACCCUGUUUGAGAAGAGGACAAAACAACCAUAAAAACAUAACCAUGAGUACCAGAUAUCACCUGGACAACCAGAAGGAGAACUUUGUAACAAUAUAAACUGGAUUAAACAGAUGUAAUGGGAUUUUGAGUCAGAGCAAUGGCGCCAUCUAGUGAAAUAUUUUGUUUUAGUUUGGCUUUUUAAUUACUUAAUUGCUAUUUCAAUUUCCAAAAAAAAACACAGAUAUGCUUCUGCAAAGUACAGAAGACUUUUAAAAGACUGUAAAAAUGUGUGCCUCCAAUAAAUGUAUUUAGACUCCA